CGCAGACAGCCACUCCAUUGUCCUAACCUGUCAUGUUUCGAUUCUCCUUACCCGGACCGUGGAUCGCAUUUUCGUGAGCGUCAAUUUAUUGAUGGUGUCGAGAUCAUCCUUCGCCUUGCAAAACGUGCACCACUUUGUCAGUGUCAACCACUCGGCAUGCCGGAUGCAAUCUCGAAAUUAAUAUAGGAGAAAACCCCUUGAUGGUCUAGUGUCCUGGAAAAUUCACUUUCAUACCGCUAUCACAAAGGCUAAAUAAACCCCCCUGCAGCAAUGCCACGAGUAAAAGGACAGCAGGAUGUUGGCUCCGCCUCGUAUCUUCCGAGCAGCAGUCCCAGCGCCCUGGCCAUGAGUUUGGGGAAGACUUCCUCCCCUGUCAGGUUGGGAGGGAGAAAAGACAGCAGUUUGACACCAUGGUUUCUGUCUACAUCUCCGAAAGGGGCCUUUCGGCCAUAAUGUGGGCUGGAGUCGUCCUUUCGACCAUUUUCGUCGCCCUCCGCACUCAGGUCCAGUUCCGCAAUACCAGCAAGUUCUUCAUCAACGACUACUGGAUCUUCUUCGCGAUAGUGUGCCACCUUGCGACUGCAAUUGUGUACCAGAUCGCCAUCCCGCCCAUGUAUGAUGUGCAGUACUUUGACUAUGUGACGCAGCCAAUGGAUGCGGCAUUCAUGGACCGCGCCUCGCUAUUCCUGAGACUGCAGUUCGCCUUGGACUUUUUGCUCUGGACGACGCUGUGGGCGGUCAAGUUUUCGCUUUUGUUCUUUUUCUGGAGAUUGUUUGAUUCGGUGCGCACACCCGUGCGUGUGUUCUGGUUGACGAUGUGUGCUAUUACAGCCUCGACGUGGAUUACGCUGGUGGUCUUGCAGAAUUUUGCGUGCGAUCCAAUCAAGAAUUUCUUUACUCUGGGUAAAUGCAGCUCCGAUAGAGACAUCUAUUAUUCCAACCUCGUCUUCAAGUUCACCGUUGGCACCGAUAUAGCUGGAGACAUACUGAUAAUGCUCAUCCCCUUCCCCUUGCUCCGAACCCUUCAGGUCGCCCCGCGCCAAAAAUUCAUCCUGGCCGCAAUCUUCUCGCUCCCCAUAAUCCCCAUCAUUUUUGCCGUCCUGCGCCUCGUCAUCGCGAACCCGUCAACCGGGAAUGUCGAUCCAAUCAAGUUCCAGCUCUACAGCAUGCUCGAGAAUUCGUCUGCGAUCGUCACCUCCUGUUUACCCUCCUUGAGACUUUUCGUGGGCAAUUCCAGGGCACAGGCGUAUACUGGGAGUCACAAGUAUCAUCGGUAUGGACGGGAAUACUCAUCUGGGCAGGGCAAUUAUUCUAGAAAUAGGGUGCAUUGGAGUGGGGGAGCGGAAAGUUCUGAAGCCAGGGUUCAGGCCCAGAGCUAUCAGAUGGAAAUGUUUGCGAUGGACACGCAGAGUGGGAGUAGAGCAAUGGAGGAGGAUGCAAAGACGGACAAGUCGGAUUCGAGUCAGAGGGGGAUUGUGCAGCCCCCGAAGGGGGUAUUUGUGACGAGGGAGUUUAUGGUUCGGUGAUUAAUACGGUCCGCAUUGGUCCCAUGGCAGUAAGUAGAUUCGAUCAUGGGUGAAAAAAUAGACAUGUGGGGAUGAUAAACUGGCUCGGGCUACUUCUUGAGUCGUAUACAAAAAUUAUAAUAUAUCUAAAGUCAGGCCAGAUCAGUCCUAUAUAACCUGUUCUCUUCUGGGGAGAAAGUCAAAGCCAAGGUAAAGCCGCAAAGAUAGGCCUCUCCGAGCAUGAUUCCCUUUACCA
This is a messenger RNA of Aspergillus calidoustus, 1761 nucleotides long. The record is from the annotation of a GenBank genome assembly. NCBI's taxonomy places the organism in Eukaryota, Fungi, Ascomycota, Eurotiomycetes, Eurotiales, Aspergillaceae.